Messenger RNA from Anopheles marshallii, 2208 nucleotides. It is a transcript of the gene barr, whose product is annotated as condensin complex subunit 2. Gene Ontology annotation, molecular function: chromatin binding. The transcript has 5 exons. The record is from RefSeq and is a predicted model, not a curated record. The coding region runs from base 1 to 2208 and encodes 735 amino acids. Lineage: Eukaryota; Metazoa; Arthropoda; Insecta; Diptera; Culicidae. Gene Ontology annotation, cellular component: condensin complex. Gene Ontology annotation, biological process: mitotic chromosome condensation.
AUGACAUCCACCAGUACACCUUUGCGGAAAUCAAACGCAUCGCGUGUGUUCGGUACUCCACAAUCUAUAGUACGAGAGGUGGCAAACGAUGAUGAAGCUGAACGAAGAAGCCGGCGUUCGGAAGUAUCGAUUAACGAUUCUACAAGCGCCGUUCAGGAAAAUGAAAAUAUUAAUAUGUGCUUGAAGCUAUACUCUGACAAUAAAAUGAGCAAGGAGAAUGCCUGGUCGUUAACUAUCAUCGAUAGUUUCGCUACGCUGAUGGCCCGUCAUUCGAAAUCACUCCAGAACUUCCAGGUAGCGGGUUCAACGCUGGAAGCAUCUACGAAAGUGUACGGACUCCGUGUCGAUUCCGUGCAUACGGACGUAAUGCGCAUGUGUUCCGAACUUACACGACAAACUGCGCGUGCUAUGAACAACAAUCCCGAGGAUGAAAAUGAUGAAGGUGCUGAUCGUCAGGGAAGUGAUCUAUCGAUGGUGGAAGGAGCCGAUGGAAGCAAUAAGGAAAACAAUCAGACUGUCACUACGCAGCCGAAAGUGAAGAAGAAGCGCACCCGUAACAUAGUCAGUACGAUAACGAAAUCGAAGGAAGCGAUCAAUGGCCCACUGGACACGAACCCGUUUAUGGAUCCGUUUUUUGCAAAGCUGAACUCGGUCGUGGGCGAUGUAAACAGUUCAAGCAGAUUGAUGCAAAAUAUCGUGCCGACGAAAAAUGCUGAGCUGAGGCUUGGUAUGGAUUACCCUUUUUGGGAUCCGUUGCAACCACCCGAGCUUGAUUUGGAUGGAAUGACAGAAACGUACGACGGGUUAGAAUGUAGCACACUCCGGUUCUUUCCACUAGGACCGGGAAAUUUGCUACGAUCAUUACGCUCUGGUUAUUUAAUUACGGAUGCACCAGCGGAAGAUGAUGAGGAUGAUGACGAUCAGCGCAGCAAUCGAACCUCCCUGGAUGCACAUAUGGACGAUAUAGAGGCACGAGACCAUGGUACUUCGCUGGUGAAUCGGUCUGCACUGGAUGUGCACUUCGAUAUUAAUGCCGAGGUGGAACCAGUACCGUCUGGGGAUGCUUUUAUACUCGAUUACGAUGCAAAAGAUAUUGACGGUAACGAUGACUUUGCGGAAGAUGAUCAACUGGCCCUAGAACAGUGCAAGGGGUUAAGGCAUAAAACGGUUGUUAUCGAGGAUAUGAAGCCGCUAGAAUCUUUUAACGCUCAGUUAGACUAUUCAUAUCGUCCGCUGGACAUAAUAUCUCAGUUUUGGGCCGGUCCAUCGCACUGGAAGUUUAAGCGAACGUUGCGACCCCGUACGACUAUCGCUCCAAGUGAAACAGCAUCGACCGCCUCUACAAAUUCAAAGGAACGGGUAGGGCAACGCAAGAAACGGUUCGAACUAGACACACUAGACGAGGUGUUGAGUGUGAAUGAAACAUUGUUCCAGGAGUAUAACCCUAAUCGGCCAAAUAAGGGAUUCACGCAUCUGAAGAGCGCGAUCUGCAAAAAAUGGGAAUCAAAAAAGCUUAAACUUCCCACCGAUUAUCAUCUUGAUCCGAAUCGUUUCGACGUUUACAAAUAUGCCCGAGGUAUAACUAUACUGAAUCUUUGCGAGGUAGACGUAUCGAACCAUGCCCCUUCGGAAGAGUACAACUGUGAUGCCAGGGAUGAUCAGAUAUCGUGUAGCAACGAUACGAAUGAUGGCGGUGACAAUGACAUGAUGAUGAACCACGAUGAUGGCGAGUUUCAUCCUAUGGAGCACGAUAAUCGACCACUCGAGCACGGCGAGAAAGAUAAGACAAUGAACGCUAGCUCGAUUGUCGAUAUAAUAUCGUCCGAGUUUCAUGGUGCACCGGACAGGGUUCAAAAGAUCAAUAUAGCUUACGCUAAGACGGCCAAGGUAAUCGACAUGAAGCAGCUCAAGUACAACUGCUGGCGCGUGAUCAGCUCACACGUACAGGCCGAAAUGGGCCCACCGCCAACACAAAACCCCUCCCAACCGGAUGUUAGUCUCAUGUCACCAACACAAUCCGAUGAUGCUAAGAUCACAUUCACCACCCUGUACCGUAAAGUACCUCAUCUACUUAGCAAAACAAUGAGUGAAAACAUUUCAAAAUCGUUAGCAUUCUACGCCGUGCUGCAUUUGGCAAACGAAAAAUCUCUCCUACUUGAACGGCAGGAAGAUUUGAAUGAUUUUACUAUAAGAAAAGCAGACGUGUGA